AUGACGAACUGCGACUCACUGAAUUCUUCAGCUCUUAUCCUUGUCGGCGGCUUCGGCACCCGUCUGCGCCCGUUAACCCUUACCCUCCCUAAACCUCUGGUUGAAUUCGCCAAUCGGCCCAUGAUCCUACAUCAGAUCGAAGCAUUAGCAGCAGCUGGCGCAACAGAUAUCGUACUCGCAGUCAACUACCGCCCUGAUGUCAUGACCGCCGCCCUCAAGAGAUAUGAGCAGAAGUAUGGUGUCAACAUCACCUUUUCAGUCGAGACCGAACCACUAGGUACGGCUGGUCCCUUGAAACUGGCCGAGAAGAUCCUAGGCAAAGACAACUCCCCUUUCUUCGUCCUGAACAGCGAUGUCAUAUGUGAUUUUCCUUUCACCGAAUUAGCCGAGUUCCACAAAUCCCACGGCCAAGAGGGGACAAUCGUCGUCACCAAAGUGGAGGAACCAAGCAAGUAUGGCGUGGUGGUGCACAAACCCUCCCAUCCCAGCAGGAUCGACCGCUUCGUCGAAAAACCUGUCGAAUUCGUCGGAAAUCGAAUCAAUGCCGGCAUCUACAUCCUGAACCCCUCCGUCUUGAAAAGGAUAGAUUUGAGACCGACAUCCAUCGAACAAGAGACGUUCCCAGCGAUAUGUAAGGACGGUGAAUUACACUCUUUUGACCUCGACGGAUUCUGGAUGGACGUUGGACAACCCAAAGACUUCCUGAGCGGAACAUGUUUAUACCUCGGCUCACUAGCGAAGCGCAGCAGCAAGCAGCUUACACCUGCAUCGCUACCUUACGUCCACGGCGGGAAUGUCCUUAUUGACCCGUCAGCGAAGAUCGGAAAGAACUGCCGCAUUGGCCCGAAUGUUACGAUUGGCCCAAAUGUCGUCAUCGGAGAUGGUGUACGAUUGCAGAGGUGUGUUCUGUUGGAGAACAGCAAAGUCAAGGAUCACGCAUGGGUCAAGAGUACGAUAGUAGGUUGGAACAGCUCGGUAGGGAAGUGGGCUCGAUUGGAGAAUGUCACAGUGCUGGGAGAUGAUGUUACGAUUGGUGAUGAGGUUUAUGUGAAUGGUGGAAGUAUUCUGCCGCAUAAGACCAUCAAGCAGAACGUUGAUGUUCCGGCGAUCAUAAUGUGA
Messenger RNA from Endocarpon pusillum Z07020, 1119 nucleotides. RefSeq names its product Mannose-1-phosphate guanyltransferase. The transcript is spliced from 2 exons. Bases 1 to 1119 code for a protein of 372 amino acids. Gene Ontology annotation, cellular component: cytoplasm. Gene Ontology annotation, molecular function: mannose-1-phosphate guanylyltransferase (GTP) activity; GTP binding. The record is from RefSeq and is a predicted model, not a curated record. NCBI's taxonomy places the organism in Eukaryota, Fungi, Ascomycota, Eurotiomycetes, Verrucariales, Verrucariaceae. Gene Ontology annotation, biological process: GDP-mannose biosynthetic process; cell wall mannoprotein biosynthetic process.